Messenger RNA from Morchella sextelata, 504 nucleotides. RefSeq lists its product as uncharacterized. The coding region runs from base 1 to 504 and encodes 167 amino acids. The record is from RefSeq and is a predicted model, not a curated record. The transcript has a single exon. NCBI's taxonomy places the organism in Eukaryota, Fungi, Ascomycota, Pezizomycetes, Pezizales, Morchellaceae.
AUGCUCGCCGGCACCGUCUUCUUCUUCCUGCGCAUCCUGCAGAUCAUCACGCUCAUCCCCAUCUGGGGCAUCCUGGCCUGGUUCGUCGACAAAGCCAACGACCAAGGGCUGACGCCGCCCGACACCGUGCUCUGCCUCUUUGUCGUGGCCGUCCUCGCGACCGUGUGGGCGCUCGCAACACUGUUCCUCUUCCACCGCAGCCGCUUCACGGACCUGUGGGUGGCCAUCGUCGACAUCUGCGUCUUUGGCGUCUUGAUCGCUGGUGUUGUCCUGCUCGGGCGGGUCGCGGAGAACACGGACUGUGUCAAUGGGUGGUCGAGCGGCGGGUGGUUGUACUGGAAUGGGGGCGUGAGAGUGGAUAGGACCUGCUCUAUGUAUAAGGCGGCGUGGGGGCUGGGGAUCCUGAAUGUGUUGUUGUUCUUUGCGACGGCGGUGAUGGCGGGGAUGAUUUGGAGGAGGGGACGGGGCGCGACGGUUGGUGAGAGGAGGGGACGGUAUUGGUAG